This is a messenger RNA of Glycine soja, 1362 nucleotides long. RefSeq lists its product as uncharacterized. The transcript is spliced from 3 exons. NCBI's taxonomy places the organism in Eukaryota, Viridiplantae, Streptophyta, Magnoliopsida, Fabales, Fabaceae. The record is from RefSeq and is a predicted model, not a curated record. The coding region runs from base 123 to 899 and encodes 258 amino acids. Gene Ontology annotation, cellular component: nucleus.
GUAGAACACAAUGCACAUCAAAAUUGCAACCUUCUCCAUCCAAUAAACCUGACACAGUGAACCAAACAGGCUAAAAGAACACAAACCCUAAUCAAUAAAAAAUUGUGUUGCAGAAAAAAACCAUGGCGGGGGAAGAGACCACCGGGAAGAAGAGGGUGGUGACAGAAUCCCUAGGAUGGCUAACGGAAUCGUCGAUAAUGCCAAAGAAGCACCGAGCCAUAGCUGGCGUUGGCGCAUCCUCAAUCCUCGAAUUGAAGGCUGAACUAUACAAGUCUCAGGAAGAUUCCAAAAAAUCACGCGAAUUGGCCGGCCCCGAUGCCGAGUAUCAACGCGCCAAGAACAAAAUCGCCCCCAAAGACAAAUUCUCCGUCAAAAACCGCGGUGUCGAUGCCCGCGCUCACAAGGACAAGCUUGAGUUGAAGGCGGUGAGUGAUGGAACGGCGAGUUAUGCGGCGCUAGAGAGGAAGGCUGAGUUGUAUGAGAAGUUGGUGAAUGGAGAGUUGUCGGAUGAGGAGGAUCAAGAGAAGUAUUGUGUGGAUUUUUUCCGCAAGGGAAUUGAGCAUGAUGAGUUGCCGCCACCGCCACUGGGCCGUGAUGUGUUGCUACAAAAUGAAGAUGGUCCUGUUAAUGAUGAUGAUGAUUCAUUGAUGUUUAACAUGAAGCCUGUUGGGCCUGGGCGAACAGCUGGAGCUGUUGACAAUGCUGAUUAUAAACGCAAUAUUAGGGAAGUUCAUGAAGAAGUUAAUCGAGCAAGAGAGAAGGCUUCUGAAAUUAAACUUCGAAGGCAGGAGCAGGUGGCUGCUCAUCGCGAGAAACUUAAACAAGCCUAUCUUCGAAAGAGGCUGGAGCAACUAAAAGCCACAUCUAUUGUAUCUGGAUCUGAGAAUAAACAAACCUGAUCACUGCACCAGUUGGUAUGCAUAACUUACCAAGGUUAAUGUUGGUGAAACCAAGACUUCAUUGAAGAAAGGCACGAGGAGUUGAAAGCUGGCAAAAAAAAAAACUGCAUUAUCCUCUAAUGCUGUGUUUGGUUGAGGGGGAGGAGAGAAAUAGAAAAGUUGUGAGGGUUCCAUGUGGAUUUCUCGCUUCCUACAAUAUACUUAAAUUUGAAUAUAUCGCUUAUAUUUUUAUCCUCUAUUUUCAUUCUCUGGUCCAAACACAUUGCUUCAAAAGAUGAAGGGAAAAGAAUAAAAAAAAAAAAGAUGGAGGCAGAAGAAACAUUUUUUUCCUGUUGUAAAUAGUGUGUAACUUGAACAAUGCUGAUUACAUGAAAUAUUGAUUUGAGCUUUGGAAAAAGAUUGUUGGCUUAAAAACAUGAACAGCAGAGCCUAGAAACAAUUAAGUUGGCUAGUCUUCUCUUCA